Messenger RNA from Myripristis murdjan (pinecone soldierfish), 1790 nucleotides. Its product is annotated as galactose-3-O-sulfotransferase 4. Gene Ontology annotation, molecular function: galactosylceramide sulfotransferase activity. The transcript is spliced from 3 exons. The record is from RefSeq and is a predicted model, not a curated record. Gene Ontology annotation, biological process: glycolipid biosynthetic process. The coding region runs from base 367 to 1692 and encodes 441 amino acids. Lineage: Eukaryota; Metazoa; Chordata; Actinopteri; Holocentriformes; Holocentridae. Gene Ontology annotation, cellular component: membrane.
UGUCACAUUUGAUCAUUUCCUUCUGCCUCUGAAAAGACAAGAGAACAGAGGUCAAACUAGAUUCUUUUAAGUGGAAAAUAUGGACAUUACAAAAUAAAGUUCACAGAAAUACCAAAAACAGUUUCCUUCUAUCAGCAUUUAUUGCAUUCCCCUAUUGUAAAUCUCUGUCUAGUUGUACGUUCUUCACAUGUUUACCGCCAUUUGGUGUUUGACUGAUCCAGCUUAGGGGAGGUAAGGUCUGUCAGUGUCUUUAAGCCCGUCUUUGAGUGUAUGUUCACCUUGAGCGUCCCAUGUUGAGCUCAGUAUGUUGGGAGACAGAAACCCUCCAGAGGACGAAGUCUGGUCAGAGUGGACUGCUCUAGGGAGAUGACCUUCCGCUGGCUGGCCACCCAAUUUUGGAGGUACCGUAUGGCGGUUCUCCUGUUGACCUUGGGGGUUACCUCUCUGCUCAUACUCCUAGGUACUCAUUCACUGCAGGAUUCAAGCUAUUAUGUCCGGCAGAAAGGGCGGAGUAAAAUGCCAACUGAGCGAAGAGAGGGACUGUCUGAUGAUGCCAGUGAAAGGCCAAAUAACAACCCAUCCCAAGAACACAGAGGAAGUGACAGUCAUGUUAAUGGCUAUAACAUGCAGAUGACAAGGAAAAUUUCUCCACCUGUUGCUUUUCUCAAAACACACAAAACUGGAAGCAGCACAGUCCAGAAUCUGCUGUUCCGCAUGGGAGAGAGGGAGGGCGCCACAUUUGCCUUCCCUUAUUACACCUACCAGUUCAGCUAUCCAGAUAAAUUCAGGGCAGAGUUUGUGGAUGAGUUACCUGAUGGUGCCUCUCAGUUCGACAUAAUUUGCAGCCACAUGCGCCUCGACCUGGGACAGCUGAAACAGGUGAUGCCACCCAACACCAUCUACUUCACCAUCCUUCGUGAUCCUCUACAGACAUUUGAGUCCAUUUUCUCUUAUUAUGCUUCCACUAUCCCUGCCUUCACCUUGGCCAAAAAGGCCGCUGAGGCAGCAGAGAACAAAUCUGCACUGUCACUCUUCCUGGAGUCCCCAGAGUCAUACUGGGAUCCCAAGGAGCAUGGGAAUGGCCUGGGAAAGAACCCCAUGAGCUUUGACUUGGGUCUUAACAGCCAGCAGUGGAACUCCUCCUGGCCGGCUGACCUGACUCUGCUGGAGGAGACGUUCCAGCUCGUUAUGAUCGCAGAGCACUUUGAUGAGUCCCUGGUCCUCCUGGGGGCCCUGUUGAAGCUACAGCCUGAGGAACUGGCCUAUGUCCGCCUCAAUGCUCGCUCAACCCAGGACGUCACCCAGCUGGAUGACAAAAUUAAGGCCAGGAUUCGGUCCUGGAACAACCUGGACGUUGUGCUCUACGACUUCUUCGUCCAGUUGUUCUGGGAGAAAGCAGAGCAGUACGGCCUGAAGAGGCUGAAGAUGGAGGUGGCUCGGCUGAGGGCCUCCACAGAGAGGAUCAGACAGGGCUGUGUGGCCAGGGAAGGGGUGCCUCCUGGGGAACUGGAAGACCUGGUAAGGCCCUGGCAGACUGACACCGUUACCAUCCUGGGAUAUCAGGUACAAGGGAACCUCACACAGCAGGAACUGGGCUUCUGUGUGCGACUGGUGUUGCCUGAACUUCAGUAUCAUGCCCAUCUAUAUUUCCAGCAAUAUGGCCGAGAUAUGAGGGCUGUGCCUACAGACUAAUGUGUGUAUAAGCUCAGAAUGCAGUACUUACAUCUACUAAAGGAUACUCUUUUCCUUCUAAGUGGUUGAUUUUUUAAUAAACAAGUAAACAAAUCAAA